Messenger RNA from Lodderomyces theae, 2184 nucleotides. RefSeq names its product bifunctional glycerol-3-phosphate/glycerone-phosphate O-acyltransferase (gene SCT2). Gene Ontology annotation, biological process: phospholipid biosynthetic process. The record is from RefSeq and is a predicted model, not a curated record. Bases 1 to 2184 code for a protein of 727 amino acids. Lineage: Eukaryota; Fungi; Ascomycota; Pichiomycetes; Serinales; Debaryomycetaceae. Gene Ontology annotation, molecular function: glycerol-3-phosphate O-acyltransferase activity; glycerone-phosphate O-acyltransferase activity. The transcript has a single exon. Gene Ontology annotation, cellular component: endoplasmic reticulum membrane.
AUGAGCGAGGGGAAGAGAGCCAAAUCCUUACCUCACAAGACCAAGUCAAAGCCAAUAACAUACUACCUUGUCCUCAUAAUCAAGCUACUCUCUUAUGAUCUCGUGUUGUGGUUUUUCAAUCUAGUCAUCCACACUUUCUUCCGUGACGUUCAAUCCCGAGGAAGCUUCAAUAUCCCCACUAGAGGUCCUGUCAUAUUUGUUAUUGCACCACACCAUAAUCAGUUUGUUGAUGGAUUGGUAGUAAUGGCUAAGGUCAAAGAGCACCUGGGUCGUCGUAUUGCUUUCUUGAUUGCAAAAAAGUCCUACGAUAGGAGAAUAAUUGGCGAGGGUGCAAAGUUAUGCAGUGCAAUCCCCGUUGAAAGAGCUCAAGAUUUAUUGAAGAAAGGUACGGGUAAAAUUUAUGUUGACAAGGAGGACAACCGGAUCAUAAGGGGAGAGGGAACCAAAUUCAACGCUGAAUGCCAAGUGAAGGGACUAAUUGGGUUGCCCAACUCCCUUGGAAAUGGCUCAAUACAAGAAAUCUUUGAUGAUGAAAAGAUUUUGUUGAAAAAACCAUUCAGUUCGCCUAGGGAGGAAAUUCAGCAGAGAAUUGAUGAGAAAUUGCACGCUGGUACUGAGUUUAAAAUAGCUCCACACAUUGAUAAUCAUGUUGUUUUCCAGAAUGUGUUUACCCAUUUGAAUGACGGGAAGGUGUUGGGGAUUUUCCCCGAAGGUGGUUCCCAUGAUCGUCCGGAUUUGUUGCCAUUAAAACCGGGAGUGGCAAUUAUGGCUUUGGGUGCAAUUGCACAGCAAAUAGAGGAGGUCAACGCUGCUGCUGCUGGAAGCUCAGAACGCGAGGAAGUUGUUCCUGUGAGUAUUGUUCCGGUUGGAUUGAGUUACUUUCACCCACACAAGUUCAGAUCAAGAGUGGUGAUUGAAUUUGGUAAACCUAUUAUUGUGGAUGAAAAGAUGGCUGAGCAAUAUGAAUCGAAUUCAAGGGAAGCUGUGGAUAAGUUGUUGAAAAUUAUCACUCUUGGAUUGAAGGAGGUUACAAUGACUUGCAAUGAUUAUGAAACGUUGAUGGUGUUGCAGGCAGCACGCAGAUUGUAUACUUCAGGAAACCGAGACAAUAUCCCGCUUCCAAUGGUUAUUGAAAUGAAUCGAAGACUCAUCAAAGGUUAUGAAAUGUAUAAAAAUGAACCUGAUGUUAUACAGUUGAAAGAAGCAGUGUUGCAAUACAACAAGAAAUUGAGAGACUUGAACCUUCAUGAUCACCAAGUGGAGUCCUUGGAUACGUCAAAUAGAGUCUCCAAUUUUUGGAGGUUUACCACAAGAUUCUUCAAAUUUUCCUUAUUCAUGGGGUUGAGUCUUCCAGGGAUUUUCUUGUUUAGUCCCGUCUUUAUUAUUUCGAGAAGAAUAUCCAGAAAGAAGGCAAAAGAGGCGCUAGCUGCAUCAGUGGUGAAGAUAAAGGCCAAGGAUGUGUUGAGUACUUGGAAGAUCCUUGUUGCUAUGGUUUUAGCUCCCAUGUUGUACAUUUUCUGGUCUGUGAUUGGGACAAUUUUGAUUGUUAAAUCCAAAAUACUAGGGGAGUAUCAGCCAUCAGUUUGGAUCAUUUUUGUCAUCUUUUAUGGUUGGGCGGUGUUGACAACUUAUGCUUCAUUGAGGAUGGGGGAGAUCGGAAUAGAUUACUACAAGUCCCUUGCACCUUUGUUUCUUUCAAUGUUGAGCAUUAAUGAAGACAGAUUCCAAAUUGAGAAACUUAAGGAAACCAGGGAGGAGUUGCGUGAAAAAGUCAAUGCAUUUUGCAACAAAUUUGGUCCUGGUAUGUUUGAUGAUUUCGAGCAAUUUUACAAAAAAUACAAUGGUACAACAGAUGAUGAGGAGUUUGAUGUCAUUACAGCUCAGAAACAACAGGCUGAAAACCAGUUUAGUAAGUUACAAAGACAAACAAGUGCCUCGUCUUUAGAUUUCAAUUUGCUGAACUUGUCAGAUAUUCCGAUUUUUGCUGCUGCGGAUUUGGAACAGGCCAAUGACGUCAAUCUUACCAAGGAGUCUGAAGAAAUUGAACGCGGUGAGCUGCAGCAAGACAACAAAGAGGCAAACGAAGAAACUGUUGAGCAGUUGAAUAAUGUAACAAAGUCUACUGACGGACCAAAAAUGAGAGUAAGAAAAGCAAUGAAGGAGAAAUACUCCAAUUUGCAAUGA